Linum trigynum is the source of this 2173-nucleotide messenger RNA. NCBI's taxonomy places the organism in Eukaryota, Viridiplantae, Streptophyta, Magnoliopsida, Malpighiales, Linaceae. The record is from the annotation of a GenBank genome assembly.
UCCACUCGGUUCUCUUAAUAAUAUACGAAAGACAUGCUAAAUUUUCAUAAUAUACUUCCAAUUAUAUCUUCCAUAUCUUUCUUAUGUCCUAAUUUUAACAUGUUCUCCCUGUUAUCUCAAAUGAAAACUCGACCUGUUCGGACCAGAUACUAAAUUACCAACCCAUCCAAAUCAACACAUAUCAUAGCCACAAACAUGACAUAUUGAAUGAAGUUCAUACACGAACACUCAAUUCCCACCACACUCCUAUGAGGACCGAAUCUUCGAGUACUCAACUUCAACUUAUAUAAACCUCAUGAUGUCAACCAAAGAUGAGCUCAAUCGACAAUCAUUCUCUUCGUCACCUCAGUACCCAAAAGCUCUGAAUCCCAAAAAAUGGGUUCCCUAACCAUGACUCCACAAGUAACCCACUUCGUCUUAUUCCCAUUCAUGGCGCAAGGCCAUCUAAUCCCCAUGGUCGACAUCGCCAAGCUCCUCGCAUCCCGCCCCGGAGUCCACGUCACCAUCGUCACCACGCCGCUCAACGCCGCUCGAAUCAAAUCCUCAAUCGACCGUGCAGUCAACGAAUCACACCUUCUCAUCAACCUCGUCCAGCUCCGUUUCCCCUGUUCCGAAGCAGGGCUCCCGGAGAAUUGCGAGAACAUCGACAUGCUGCCUACCCUGAACUCCGCCAUUGGAAUCUUCAAGGCCGCAGCUUUAAUGGAGCCAGAGGUGGAAUCCCUCUUCGAAACAUUAAACCCACCACCGAGCUGCAUCAUCUCCGACUUCUGCCUCGCUUACACCAACAGGGUAGCGAAGAAAUUCAGCGUUCCGAGGAUCAGCUUCCACGGGUUCUGCUGCUUCAACCUCCUCUGCCUCCACUGCAUCAAGCUCCACGGGGAGGAGGUGGAUCGGCUUAGUGCGGGCUCCGAGGACGAGUACUUCGUCCUCCCGGGUUUUCCGGGAGGAAUCGAAUACACGAGGGCGCAACUUCCUAUGCGCCCUGCUAAUGGAGGAAGUGGGGAAACGAAGGAUGAAGUAGUUGUGGAUGAUAUAACGAAGGCAGAGUCGGAUGCCUAUGGGGUGAUUGUGAACACGUUCGAGGAGCUGGAGGCAGAGUACCUGAAGGGUUACAAGGAGGCAAAACAGGGGAGGGUAUGGUGUGUUGGGCCCGUUUCCCUUACGAAUCGACUUGAAUUGGAUAAGUUGGAAAGAGGGAACUCCUCGUCGUCGACUGCUACCGUGGACCAAUGUAUAAGUUGGUUGGAUGAGAAGGAGGAGAAUUCGAUAAUUUAUGUCUGUUUGGGUUCGAUAUGCAACCUCUCGUCUGUGCAGCUGAUUGAGCUGGCAUUGGGAUUGGAGGCGUCGGAGAAAGAGUUCGUGUGGGUGAUUAGGGAGACCGAGAAGACGAAGGAGCUAUUCGAGUGGAUGACAGAUGAAGGAUUUGAAGAAAGGGUUUCGGGGAAAGGGAUGGUGAUUCGAGGAUGGGUGCCUCAGGUUUUCAUCCUGUCCCACCCAUCGGUCGGGGGAUUCUUGACGCACUGUGGGUGGAAUUCUUCGUUGGAAGGAAUUAGUGUUGGGAUUCCCUUGGUUACGUGGCCUUUGUUCGCGGAUCAGUUCAGUAACGAGAAGUUGAUCGUCGAGGUGGCGAGAAUCGGUGUGAAAGUUGGAGCGGAGCGCCCGACUUAUAUUGAUGGGAAGGAAGUGACGGAAUCAGUUGUGACGAAGGAGCAAGUGGAGAGAGCAGUGAAAUUGGCCAUGGAUGGUGGAGAGGAAGGCGAAGGGAGGAGGAAGAGAGCGAGAAAACUUGCAGAGAUAGCGAAACAAGCCGUGAAAAACGAAGGAUCUUCUCAUAGGAAUCUAACCAUGUUGAUUGAGGAUAUCGCUCAACAACAAGAGGAAAGGAAAAUGUAAGGAGGGCAUGAAUGCUUUGCAAAAAAUUGAAGAUUCAAGAUCCAUUCAAUCAUAAAAAUUUAUAAUUUGGCAAUUGAUACAUAUAAUGGACAAGAAUGAAGAAGCAUAAUCACAAAACUCUUCUUUUCUUGUGAACAAAGUAACUCAAGAAUGAUUCCUCAACUUCCGAUUCAUAAGGUGUUUCAGAGAUGUUGUAGUUCUCGUCUUAGAUUCAAGAGCUCAAAGACAAAGAUUUCCCAAGUGACUGCAAUAGUUGGUUGAAUAUAGAAACCCUAAGUUA